This is a messenger RNA of Vigna umbellata (rice bean), 1735 nucleotides long. The record is from RefSeq and is a predicted model, not a curated record. Lineage: Eukaryota; Viridiplantae; Streptophyta; Magnoliopsida; Fabales; Fabaceae.
CUAGGGUGAAAAAGAAAACAGAAGAGAGACAUAUGAUAGAACAGUUUAACUUGAGCGUUUGGCGAUAAUUGUUCAUCGGUUCAGGGAAAGCGAUUUGUGAAGAUGAUUCAUCAUCGAGAAAAGUUUAUAUAUUGAUGUGAUCCGAAUCUAUCCACAAUUCAUACAUACUUGUGUUUCAAGUGGAGAAGUGAAAGUGUAAAACUGGAACCUAAGCUGGCCAAUACCAGUAGAAGCAUGUCAGGUAAAAGCUUAGUUUCUACAAUAGCUUCUACAAUACCAGAAGAAAGAACUCUUAUUAGUAAUGGCCACAUUAUUAUAUUGUUUAGAUGAGUUCUAUACAGAAGAUGAUGGAACAAUUAUCUGGAAAUGUGAGGACUGUGCACCACGUAAUCCCAAAAGAUGUGGAUCUGAAGAAUUAAGAAGAAGCACGCGUGUAAUUCAUGUUGCUGAAGCUAAAUAUAGAAGGAUAAAAAUGCAAAAGGAGAGUUUUGCAGUUAGAAAACCAAAAUCUGUCAGAUCAUCUGACGGUUUUCAUAAAUGCACUAGGAAAAAUGACAGUGAGAAGAAACAACCGGUCCUUGAAGACAAUGGCAUCUAUUAUGAGGAACCUGAAUCACCUAAAGGUCCUAUAAAUAUUUCAACUGACAAGAAAGCAUCGGAACAUGAGCAAUAUGUUUACUCUGAAGCCUUAACGACUCAACACCAUAGUUAUCCAGAAUUUGACAAGCCUAGCCGUGCUCACCCACUUAGUGAUCCAGUUUGGACGGGACAAUUUAUAUUGAAGAACGCAAAUAAUUUUGGUCUUGUUGCUUAUGCGUCAAGCGCAGCUUGCUCAAAAGUGCAUUUGGCAGUGACACAGCUUCCUACACUGCUUGAUGUGGAGAUGUCAUCGAGGUGUGGUAUUUGGCCCAAACGUUUUGAUACGUCUCCUCCUAACGGUGAUAGUAUCGGUCUCUAUUUCUUUCCACAUUAUGAAAGGUAUGCUUUAUCAAUGGAAUAUAUUCUUCAUACUGACUGGUCUUGUAAUUUUCUAUGUAAACCUUGUUUUGUAUAUUCUCUAACAUCAAUUAGGGAUGAGUCGAUUUUUGAUGGUGUGAUGAAUCAAGUAAUUGAACAAGAAUUUGCUCUCAAGGCGGUCAUUAACAACAUAGAGCUCCUCAUUUUUUCUUCACAUUUAUUACCUCCAAGUGAUCGGAGAAUUUGUGACAAGUAUUAUUUGUGGGGUGUUUUCAAACCAAAGUCUGUCAGUGGGCAUAUUCGGCCCAAUCAAUCCCCUGAACAGAAACAUUUUGUGGCUUCUUAAUCUGCCGAGUCAACUCUAUGAAAUCUCGUACCAGGUCAGAUUGAGCAUAUUUUCACAUGUCUGUAUAUAGGGGUGUAUGAUAUAAAACGCAUUUAAUUCAAUCACUUGUCUAGUUUUCUAGGAAUUUGUAAAAAACUUUGUUUGUAGGAUGUUUUCAAGUAACUUUCAGCUUUAUUUGUAAAAAGCUUUCAUCAACUACAUAUAAAAUUUUUUGUAAAACGCCACCCAUGAUAGCCAAAGUUUUCUAGGAUUUACUUUGUGGUCUUUGUUCCCAUCAGCACGAGAUAAUAGAUCAAUUGUUUCUCAUUUGUGGUAAAGUGUGGGUUAAAGUGUAUAUGUUUGUUGGUUGGAUUACUAAUUUGUCAAAUGUUUUGGCAUGUGGUUAACUCUCUCCGCUACAUGUGAAAUAGGAUGUUCAGGAAUAAUUGUUGA